Molecule: messenger RNA, 336 nt
Organism: Solanum stenotomum
Lineage: Eukaryota; Viridiplantae; Streptophyta; Magnoliopsida; Solanales; Solanaceae
Exons: 2
Coding region: 1-336 (111 amino acids)
Molecular function (GO): zinc ion binding
Source: RefSeq, a predicted model, not a curated record
AUGUCGAGCUUCUCCAAUUCUUCCAUGGCAUCUGUGGAUGAAGGUCGAUAUUGUAGGUGUGGUAAUGAAGCACUAUUAAAGACUUCAUGGACCCAAUUAAAUCCAGGGCGUAGAUUUUUUACCUGUAGAAUUUCAAAGAAAAUGGGUGGUUGUGACUAUUCUCUUUGGUAUGAAGAUCGACACCCUCCACAAGCAAACAGGGUAAUAUGGGGAUUGUUGAAGAAAGUCAAUGCUUUUGAUGAAAAAUUAAAGCGAGCAAGAAAUAUAUUUAUUGUUGGUGUCGUUGCUACUGGGUUGCUGAUGUUUGGAAUAUGGAAAUUGAAGCCUAAUUGUUAG